Populus nigra (black poplar) is the source of this 618-nucleotide messenger RNA. Its product is annotated as auxin-responsive protein SAUR72-like. The transcript has 2 exons. Bases 1 to 618 code for a protein of 205 amino acids. The record is from RefSeq and is a predicted model, not a curated record. NCBI's taxonomy places the organism in Eukaryota, Viridiplantae, Streptophyta, Magnoliopsida, Malpighiales, Salicaceae. Gene Ontology annotation, biological process: response to auxin.
AUGACGUUGAUCCAACGUGUGAUUUGGCUGGUCUGGCUGCCAAGGCUAGUUGGACUACUGAGUUGGAGUUGCCGUGGUCUGAAGUUGGUAGUCGAGUUUGAGACUUUUGUCUUCCGUGUGGUUGAUGACAGUGGUUGGCUGGUCGGGGCAGAGGCUGUGGUGGCGUGGGCUGUGAACAAAAAAUAUCGGUUCUACGCCAAGUCUCCACCACUCUUUGAGAAAUCCAUAACCAUGAAAAACAUGGAAGAAAGCCUUAAAAGAGCAAUGAUGCUGAAGCUUUUCAUAAAAAAGCUGAAGCGGGUUCUCUUACUCUCAGCUUCUAGAGGAGCCAAUGUGUGUGAAACCGGGUUUGAUGAAGUGAUGGAAGCUGCAAAAAUAGUUCCAGUUGAUGUAAAGAAGGGACAUUUUGCAGUAACUGCGAUCAAGGGUGAAGAACCAAAAAGGUUUGUUGUGAAGUUGGAUUGCCUCGCUAAUCCAGAUUUCUUGAGCUUACUGGAGCAGGCUAAAGAGGAAUAUGGAUUUCAACAGGAGGGAGUUCUUGCAGUCCCUUGUCGACCAGAAGAAUUACAGAUGAUUCUAGAAAAAAGGAGAAGGAGAAGGGCAAGCACCGAAUGGUAG